Messenger RNA from Botrytis deweyae, 1317 nucleotides. RefSeq lists its product as uncharacterized. The record is from RefSeq and is a predicted model, not a curated record. The transcript has 4 exons. Lineage: Eukaryota; Fungi; Ascomycota; Leotiomycetes; Helotiales; Sclerotiniaceae. Gene Ontology annotation, molecular function: protein-phosphatidylethanolamide deconjugating activity. Bases 1 to 1317 code for a protein of 438 amino acids.
AUGACGGCGGCUGAUAUAGGUCGUUACAAACGCUUCGUCCAGUAUUUCUGGGACCCCGAGCCUACAAACGACACUGCCUCGCAGUCACCUAUUUGGUGCUUGGGAAAAGAAUACCCUAUUCUGGAAAAGUCGCCCACUUCAGUUAUUACAGACUCCCCUCCCCAGGAAGGAAAACAUCUACCCGCACAGUCUUUACCUACCAAUGUUACAACUCCACCUGAUAGUACCGUUGGCAGUCUUGAAUCAAGUUCAGGCUACCAAACUUGCGACGCAGCCAAUGCAGAUGGAGGAUGGCCAUCCGCAUUCCUUGAUGAUUUUGAAGCCAAGAUAUGGCUUACAUACCGAUCAAACUUUCCAGCGAUAGCUAAGUCGCAGGAUCCAAAAGCCUUUUCUGCGAUGUCACUAUCAGUACGAUUGAGGAGCCAACUUGUCGACCAAGGAGGCUUUACAUCUGACACGGGGUGGGGUUGUAUGAUAAGGUCUGGACAAAGCCUUUUGGCAAAUGCAUUGCUUACUCUGAGGAUGGGCAGAGAAUGGCGCCGCGGGAUAUCUAGCCACGAAGAACGUAAAAUCCUAUCUUUAUUCGCAGAUGACCCGAGAGCUCCUUACUCUAUUCACAAAUUUGUCGAGCACGGUGCAAGUGCUUGUGGGAAACAUCCUGGAGAGUGGUUCGGACCAUCUGCUACUGCGCGCUGUAUCCAGGCUUUGUCCAAUAACCAAGCCAAAUCAGAACUGCGUGUAUACAUCACGGGUGAUGGAUCGGACGUAUACGAAGACACCUUUAUGAGUAUCGCAAAGCCAAACCACUCAGACUUCACCCCGACUCUCAUUCUAGUCGGUACGAGGCUGGGCCUUGACAAGAUAACUCCUGUCUACUGGGAGGCACUGAAGUACUCCUUACAGAUGCCACAAUCUGUGGGGAUAGCUGGGGGUCGCCCAUCCUCCUCGCACUACUUCAUUGGUGUGCAAGAGUCAGAUUUCUUCUAUCUGGAUCCUCAUCAAACACGACCAGCACUUCCGUACAAAGAUAAUAUGGAUGACUAUACUACAGAGGAUGUUGACUCGUGCCACACUCGUCGACUUCGAAGACUCCACAUAAAGGAGAUGGAUCCCAGCAUGCUUAUUGCAUUCUUGAUACGUGACGAGAACGAUUGGAAUGAGUGGCGACGGGCCGUAAAGGAAGUACAGGGUAAGGGAGUUAUCCACGUUGCAGACACGGAUCCGGCAUCGUAUGGCUUAGGCGGAGAGCGAGAUGGAGCUAUUGACGAGGUUGAAACAUUCGACGACGACGAUGACGAUACCAUAUUAGACGCUUAA